Molecule: messenger RNA, 1467 nt
Organism: Oncorhynchus kisutch (coho salmon)
Lineage: Eukaryota; Metazoa; Chordata; Actinopteri; Salmoniformes; Salmonidae
Product: transcription cofactor vestigial-like protein 4
Biological process (GO): negative regulation of DNA-templated transcription
Molecular function (GO): transcription coactivator binding
Source: RefSeq, a predicted model, not a curated record
AUGGUUGUCUCCACCCCCUCCUUGUCUAGGCUUAAGGAUGCUGCUGUGGGCACACCAACACAGUCAAUGGGGGUAUCUUCUCCUACUCUCUACAGAGGCAAGCCUUCCAACGGAAACUAUCGUAGUUCCAAGGACCCAAGGGACCGCAGCCGUAGCCCCAUAGAGAGAGCCGCCGCCCCCUCCAUGGGUCUCCUUGGCAACCACCACCUGUACACCCCCCACCGCCACAUGCCCUGCCUGGCCAUGGACCAGCCUCUCGCCCUGACUAAAAACAACAUGGACGCCGCCCGCACCCUCGCCAUCUCGCCCACAGUCAGUCCUGUGGAACGCCAGCAGAAUCGUCCGUCAGUGAUAACGUGCACUCCGGCCAACAACCGUAACUGCAACCUGCCUAACAACGGCUGUUCCAACAACCUGCCUAACAACGGCUGUUCCAACAACUACAGCAGGAGACCAGCUAGCAACUCCAAUACGGCGUGUGUUGACCCGGUGAUCGAGGAGCAUUUCCGUCGCAGCCUGGGGAGGAACUACAAGCAGCCGGAACCCGUCACUAACUCUGUGUCCAUCACCGGCUCUGUGGACGACCAUUUCACCAAGGCCUUAGGAGAGACCUGGCUGCAGAUCAAAGCCAAAGGAAGCUCCUCCUCCUCCCCUGACUCCUCCCCCAACAGUCACAUGGUCAACCACAACCACUCUCCUUCGGUUGUGUCCUGAAGGGAGGAGCUAGUUUAGGCCAAUCAGAGCCAGCUAUACCCCGUCCUGUUCACUGUAACCACAGGGCUGGUUGACCCGCUACUGGGAGGGUAUUGUUUGUUUUGCUCCAGCCCUACACUAACGCCAUCUAACACACCUGGAGCAAGAUACGGAGGAGUAACUGAUUUUAGAUCAGGGUCGUAUUCCUUUUCUGUUGUUAAUUAGCUAUAAUGUGCACAAAUGCAUACGACCCUGCUUUAUAACAGGGCUGGAGUAAAACCCUGCAUCCUCCAGUAGCUCUCUAGCCGGUAAGAGGGUUUGGCCUUGGUCCCUGGUAUGACUACCCUGAAUGAUUUUGUCCCCACAGAGAGCUGUGUUAAUAGCUCUAUAUAGCCGUGUACAUAGAGGAUAGAGGGGGUUUCCUUUUUGCCAUUUAGUGGGAUUGUAUUAUUUUUGUUGAAGUAGGUUUGUGUUAUUGGAUGCCCAAAAACGUUGACAACAAAAGCGUUUGUUUCUAUCUAAUGGAUUCUAUAUGGAGAAGCAGCUCAACCAACCACAUGCCUUCGUUACCAAAGAGAACUCUGAUGCAAAUCUGUCACCCCAUUUAACAAAGAAAAGACCAUUAUUUUAUUUCCCUUUCCAUCUCUCUAGCACCCCAGUGUAAAGAAUCAUCUCCCGUCCUCUACCCUACUCCCCUGUCCUCUUCUCUCCUCUUCUCUCCUCUCUACCCUACUCCCCUGUCCUCUUCUCUCCUCUUCUCUCCUCUCUACCCUA